Molecule: messenger RNA, 4656 nt
Organism: Bubalus bubalis (water buffalo)
Lineage: Eukaryota; Metazoa; Chordata; Mammalia; Artiodactyla; Bovidae
Gene: PAX5
Product: paired box 5
Exons: 11
Coding region: 1128-2360 (410 amino acids)
Biological process (GO): regulation of transcription by RNA polymerase II; anatomical structure development
Molecular function (GO): RNA polymerase II cis-regulatory region sequence-specific DNA binding; DNA-binding transcription factor activity, RNA polymerase II-specific
Source: RefSeq, a predicted model, not a curated record
GGCUCCGGGGCGGCGCGGUGGCGCACUCUGCGCGCCGAGCAGGCGGAGGGCUAGCGCCGAAGGCGGCGGUGGUGGCAGCAGCGCUGGCAGUCAAAGCCGACAGAGGCUGCGUCUCAGCACCGGCAGUCCCGGCGGCUUUGGUCUAGGGGACCUCUCGGUCUCUUCUCUGUCCCUCGCUCUACGCCUGGGGUAGGCGCGGAGGCCGUCCCGGAAGAGGCAACUGAAAGACGUUCGAACCAGACCCCCCCUCCUCCCCGAGAGAAAGCGGCGGAAGCUCGAAGAGUUGGUGGGUGCGAGACAAAUACUCCGACGAGGACGAGACUGUUGCUGUUGUCCCUAUUCGUGGUCCCGGCGAUGAGGGAGCAGCCGGGCCCGCGGGAACUUUGAAAGCGUUGGGUCCCAGGGUGUGAGGGCUGCAGGCUCCCGGGGACUCCGGAGUCUUGGCUCCAACGUCAGUGGCGUAAGCGUCUCAGGACCCGCCCGGACCCUAGCGCCGCCAGAGAGGAAGUUCUUUGCAACUUGGUCCGAGACGUCGGAGAGCCGAGAGGAGAGAAGCUGAAGCGGCACGUCCGAGCCCAGAGACUCAACGCAGCAGAGAGAGAAAGGAUCCGGUGGAGACAGAGGGAUCGAGGAGAGACUCCAGAGGCCGCGAAGCCGCGGAACCAGCCUGGCCGCCCGCGGGCCUCGCUGCCCCCCGAGUGAAGUCAAGGGCUGUGUGUCCCACAGGCCUCCUUAGAGCCGCUCCUACCGGCGGCCGGGCGGGGGGGCUCCAGGCGGUCCCGGAGGCCGGCCCCUGAACUAUGCCUCCGAAGCUGCGAGUGCUUUAGCCGUAGCUACCCCGGGCCGGGUGCGGAGCCGCCGCUUGAGCCAGCCCGGGAGGGAAGCCACCGGGAGUUGGGUGCACAGCUCCGGGCCGGACUGCACUAGCGCCGUUUCCCGCCUCUAGGCGCAGCUCUCGGCGAUCUCCGGCAGAGCGGUUCUGAGAGAGGCUCCGAAGCUCCAGCAGUGUUUUCUGAACCCAGCUCGCACAGUUCCCGGCCUGGCGGCGCGGCUCCGUAGCCUCGCUGGGCAGCCCCUUGGCGCCGGGAGGCGGCAGCGUGGGCCGGCCUGCAGUCUGGAGCGCCCCGAUGGAAAUACACUGUAAGCACGACCCGUUUGCAUCCAUGCAUAGACAUGGAGGAGUGAAUCAGCUUGGGGGGGUUUUUGUGAAUGGACGGCCACUCCCGGAUGUAGUCCGCCAAAGGAUAGUGGAACUUGCUCAUCAAGGCGUCAGGCCCUGUGACAUCUCCAGGCAGCUUCGAGUCAGCCAUGGUUGUGUCAGCAAAAUUCUUGGCAGGUAUUAUGAGACAGGGAGCAUCAAGCCUGGGGUAAUUGGAGGAUCCAAACCAAAGGUCGCCACACCCAAAGUGGUGGAAAAAAUCGCUGAGUAUAAACGCCAAAAUCCCACCAUGUUUGCCUGGGAGAUCAGGGACCGGCUGCUGGCGGAACGCGUGUGUGACAAUGACACAGUGCCCAGCGUCAGUUCCAUCAACAGGAUAAUCCGGACAAAAGUACAGCAGCCACCCAACCAGCCGGUCCCAGCUUCCAGUCACAGCAUAGUGUCCACGGGCUCCGUGACGCAGGUGUCCUCGGUGAGCACGGACUCGGCUGGCUCCUCCUACUCCAUCAGCGGCAUCCUGGGCAUCACAUCCCCCAGCACCGACACCAACAAGCGCAAGAGAGACGAAGGUAUUCAGGAGUCUCCUGUGCCGAACGGCCACUCACUGCCAGGCAGAGAUUUCCUCCGGAAGCAGAUGCGGGGAGACCUGUUCACGCAACAGCAGCUGGAGGUGCUGGACCGCGUGUUUGAGAGGCAGCACUACUCGGACAUCUUCACCACCGCGGAGCCCAUCAAGCCCGAGCAGUGGUGCCCCGUGCUGAUGAGACAAUACUUGGUGCAGCCCCAGGCAGUCCUUUUCCAGACUGCCGAUUAUUCCACCAUGGCCUCGCUGGCAGGAGGGCUGGAUGACAUGAAGGCCAACCUGACCAGUCCCACCCCCGCUGACAUCGGGAGCAGUGUGCCUGGGCCACAGUCCUAUCCCAUUGUGACAGGCCGCGACUUGGCGAGCACGACCCUCCCUGGGUACCCUCCACACGUGCCCCCCGCCGGACAGGGCAGCUACUCGGCGCCAACGCUGACGGGGAUGGUACCUGGGAGUGAUUUUUCCGGGAACCCCUACAGCCACCCUCAGUAUCCCUCGUACAACGACUCCUGGAGGUUCCCCAACCCGGGGCUGCUCGGCUCCCCGUACUAUUACAGCGCUGCUGCCGCCAGAGGAGCCGCUCCGCCCACAGCUGCCACUGCCUACGACCGCCACUGACCCCCAGAGCCAGGCAGGCGCCAAGCAUUUCUGACACAUAUCACUGAAGGCCAUAGCCUCCCAGCCCCCUCCAAACACAGCCAGAGGGGCCCAAUGAGACCACCACCCCCCUCCCAGCAACCCCCCACUCGCCAGAAACUCCCUCCCCCAUUUCCUGCCAGGGACUCCGGGGUCUCUGAUAGAGCUAUUGGACUUCUAGACACCUGUCCAUUUCUAAGAGUCAGCUUAUGAGCUUCUCCUGGUGGUGAGUGCAAACCAACAGACUGUUCUGCAGACAACCACAGCCCCAGCGCAGCCUGCCAGCACCCCCAACCCACCCCCACACCCCGAGCUGUCUGACCAUCCGCCCGUCUUCCUGCCCCAAGCCUGGAAGGAAAAGUUUGCUUUCGUUGCUUCAACAGCACCCAUGUAAAUACCUUCUUGCUUUUUUUGUGGGCCCGAGGAUCCAGCUGAGCAGACUGCCCACCCAUUUUGCAUCCAGCAUUCUGGAGGUGUCACAGGAGGACUUGGACCUUUGCACAGAGCCACCCUUCUGUCCUGAGUGCCCCCGAAGGUGGGUUUGGAGCUGCCCUUGAGACUAAGGAUGCCCACCUCCCGACCCCAGCCUCUGCUCAUGCUACUUCUUUAAUAUCUGGACUAAGAGUCUCAUUGGGUUGGUUUUGCUCUAAGUACCCACUUCCCCUCAAGACCCCUCCCUGGCUUCCUGCCCCCAUUUCCCUGGGCCCAAUGCAGUGCAAGCAGCUCUUUUCUGUAUCAAAGGACUCAAAAGAGAACCGUCUUGGAGAUUCCUCAGCUACUGUUUUAAAGUGAGAUGGCAUCCAAGAUACCAAUUACAUUGUGGACUUGGAACGUUAGGGCCGGACGAGACCCAGAAAAUGAUGGUCCAAGGUGGAGCCUGAGGCUCUCCAGAUGCCCUGCCCCUGGACCACUGAACUGAACUGGGAUGUGUUUACUAAGUUGCGCCCAGGCUCAAAUCACACUGGACACCCACCAUGGACACUUCUCCCACCUUCCAAGACGCCAGAGAGUGGAUUCAGGGCAAGCCUGUCCCUGCCACGUAGACAGUGAUUAAUAGAAAGGACUUUGUCUGGACCAAGGACCACAAACACCUACAGCAGUCAGCCAGAACUUCCUGAGCAGCCCCUCUCCUUCUCAUGGAGCCUACUAUGCAGCUGGGAACCGAGGUGCUCGGGUAGGAGCCGAGGCCUGCUUUGCAUAGUGGGUACCUACCUGCUGAUACAAGGGGGUGUGAUGGUCAGGCCAUGGCCAAGGGCCUUGGGAGCCUGGAGUGGGAGUUGGGAGAACUCACUGUGGGCUGGAGUGGUCAGAAAAAGCGACCUGGGAAGAUUUGGGGAGCAGAGGAAAGCUUCCUAGAAUGGGACAGGCAGUGAGGAACUGGUGUGUGAACUGGGAGUGGUUUUGAAAUGGAGGUACCAGGGGCCACCAUCUCUUUGCCUUGGGCCUCAGUUCCCUGCAUACUAUCUCUUGCCAACUCAGAACAGCCAUGUAGAGGCGUCAUCCAAAUCUGGACUGAAUGACAGCAAUGACAGUGGACUUGGCCAUCUCCUGUGACAAUGUGCCCGAUGUCUGCAUGUCACCAAGCUGGCAAGGAGCUGGGGUGGGGAGAGCCCAUGCUUGACGUCAUCAGGCCCAAGAGGUCUUGUCCUGGCUGUACCUUUGCCUGCCUUGCUAUGGGUCCUCAGGCAAGACCCUUCCCCUCUCUGAGCCUCGGCUGCCUUGGUACAGCAGGAGUCCCCUGCAGGACUACCCGACAGCUCUCCCUCCCUUACUUCCUCUCCCCGUUUGCUGGGGCUGUGACAGGGGCAUCUGGGGCAGGCCCUCCACUUCUGAGCAAGAAGACUGGGGCACCUGAGUCCUACUAACAUUUGGACCAAAUUAAAAAAAAAAAAAAAGAACACCUAGAGGGGUGAAAAUCAGCUUUGAGGAAGACGUAAGGCAGCUCCCCUCAGGAGAAACUGAGGCCUAGCUCGGGGAGACCUAGGAUCAGGCAGGGAGACAGAGCAGACCUCCUCUGACCACCACCAAGUAUCCCCCCGCCACCACAAUACCCCUACAAAGUGGUAGAAUAGAAGAGGAAACUGAGGCUCUACAAGGUGGAGUCCCCAGGCAGCGACUAGUGAAGAUGAGGCUUGGGCUCGGCCCCCUGACUCUUGGCUUGUAGUGAUCCUCCCUUCCCUGGGGCAAGAAGUUGACGGUGAGGGCAGCAGGAGAUGGUUCUGGGCCACCUCCUCAGACGAUGUAUCCUGGAGCCAAGGAAGAACUGCCAAGGUUAGAA